Loxodonta africana (African savanna elephant) is the source of this 2185-nucleotide messenger RNA. RefSeq names its product glutathione S-transferase theta-4 (gene GSTT4). Gene Ontology annotation, biological process: glutathione metabolic process. The transcript is spliced from 5 exons. Gene Ontology annotation, cellular component: cytoplasm. The record is from RefSeq and is a predicted model, not a curated record. NCBI's taxonomy places the organism in Eukaryota, Metazoa, Chordata, Mammalia, Proboscidea, Elephantidae. The coding region runs from base 572 to 1297 and encodes 241 amino acids. Gene Ontology annotation, molecular function: glutathione transferase activity.
CUGCCUGCCUGCCCCUGACUCCCCUGUGGCGUCUUCCCCAGUGCCACUGACCGGUCCUCAGACCCUGUUUCUCUUUCUCACAGUCCUUUCCUAGCUCAGUUUAGUUAGAUUUCCCUGAAGACACCCCUAGCCUCUACGUCUGAGUCCUCCAGGGUUGUUCUCACCACCCAGUCCUCAUUCUGGACCCUGUAAAGCCUCUUGGUCAUGUCUCACAAUGAAGGUUUGGCCUCGGGAAUUCAGAAGCCCUUCUCAGACAGAGAGUCCUUGAGUUGGUCCCACCAGGGACACACAUGUGCACAUACGGGGGGAAGGGCAGGAUCACAGGCCCGAGCCCUCCCUCUGCAGGGCCUCUUCCAGCUGACUCCUGGCCCUCCUCAGAAUCCUCUGUGCCGUGAGAGUUCCAGGAUUCCCAGCCUCAUGACAACACCGAAUGAGCAAGAAGUUCCAGAAUGUGUGUCCCUGGGCCUAGGUGGGAGAGGUCAAGCCAGGGGCUGAUGGGCACGGGGCCUGGGGCUCAGCAGGCUAGACACAGGCCUGGCUUCCAGCCAGCCCACCCAGAGUGGCCCCCAACAUGGGUCUUGAGCUGUACAUGGACCUGCUGUCGGCCCCCUGCCGUGCUGUCUACAUCUUUGCCCGAAAGAAUGGCAUCCCCUUUGACUUCCAGUUUGUGGAUCUGCUGAAAGGUCACCACCACAGCAAGGAGUACAUCGAGAUAAACCCCCUGAGGAAGCUGCCCAGUCUCAAAGAUGGAAAUUUUAUCUUAUCUGAAAGUGUGGCCAUCCUCUCCUACCUGUGCCGCAAGUACAGUGCACCUUCACACUGGUACCCACCAGACCUGCACACGCGUGCCCGUGUGGACGAGUUCAUGGCCUGGCAGCAUACGGCCAUUCAGCAGCCCAUGAGCAAGAUGCUCUGGAUCAAGCUGCUAAUCCCAAUGAUCACGGGUGAGGAGGUGUCAGGUGAGAAGACGGAGCAGGUCUUAGAAGAAGUGAACAACAACCUUCAGCUUUUUGAGGAGAAGUUUCUACAGGACAGGAUGUUCAUCACAGGGGAUCACAUCUCCCUGGCCGACUUGGUGGCCCUGGUGGAGAUGAUGCAGCCCAUGGGGGGCAACCAUAACGUCUUCCUCAACAGCUCCAAGUUGGCCGAGUGGCGAAUGCGAGUGGAGCUGACCAUCGGCUCUGGCCUGUUCUGGGAGGCCCACGACCGGCUGAUGAAGUUGGCAGAGUGGGACUGCUCAACGUUGGAUCCAAGAGUAAAAGAGAGGAUCUGUGAGUUUCUGCAGAAGUUCAAGUGACCCUAGAGGCAGCUCAUCCUGCAGGCGUGGCUGGCUCAGCACUUCUGAGCCUCCCUUCUUAGAGGAGGUGCUGAAAGCAACCUGUUUUUUUUUUGCCUAAUAAAGAGUGACACAACCACCAUGGCUGCUGAACUUAGUUGGUGUAAGCAUAGGGUCCAAUGUGGGAGAGAGUCUGUUGUGGGAGGGCAUGGUGGUUACGGGUCCUCCUAGGUUCCAAAGGAAUUAAAAAAUUAAAGGUUAAAUAUGAUUAAAUUGUCAAUAACAAUAGUUUAAGAUUUUAAUACCCCACCUUCAAUAAUGGAUAAAAUAACCAGACAAAAGAUUAACAAGGAAAUAGAAGACAUGAAUAACACUACAAACCAACAACAAGGAACAGACAGAACUCCAGUAACAACUGAAUAAACAUUUUUCUCCAAUCCACGUGGAACAUUCUCCAGAAUAAACACAUGCCAGGUCACAAAAAAGUUUUACUAAAAGAACUGAAAUAAUACAAAGUAUAGUUUCUGAGCACGAUGAAAUUAGAAAUCAACAAGAGAAAUCGGAAAAUUCUCAAAUAUGUGGAAAUUAAAUAACACACUUCUAAAUAACCAAUGGGUCACAGAAGAGAUUUCAAAAAAAAUUAGAAGAUACUUUGAUGUAAAUGAAAAUGAAAACACAGCAUGACAAAGCUUAAAUAGCAUGCAGCUAAAGCAGGGGGAAAUUUAUAGCUGUAAAUGCCUGUAUUAAAAAGAUCACAAAUCUUCCACCUUAAGCAACUACUAAAAGAAGAGUAAACUAAAUCUAAAACAAGCAGAAGGAAAGAAUAAUAAAUAUUAUGUUGUUGUUUGCUGUCGAGUCUAUUCUGACUCAUACGGACUGAUAGGGCAGAGUAGAGACCCAUACUGUUUC